CCGACGAUGGCGGAGACAGUGGACUUCGCGAGCGGCGACGCGGCGGCGUGGCGCGCGGCGCUGGCCGCGUACGACCGCCGGCUCGAAGCCCUGGACAAGCCCGACCUCGUGGCCGUGGACUCCUUCUACCGCCACGACCUCCCGGCCCUCCUUCGCGGCCGCGACCCGGAACCCUUCAUCGCCAAGCCCGAGCUGGCGCGCCUCCUCCAGUGGAAGCUCUCCCGCGGCAAGUGGAGGCCGAGACUUAUGGAUUUCGUCAAGGGCUUGGACGACGCGAUGGUGGAGUCGGCAUCGCGCAAGGCGUUCGCGGCGCUGCCUGACCUCAGCAGGGCCAUCACCGAGCUCACCGUGCUCAAGGGCGUCGGCCCCGCCACUGCGUCCGCCGUGCUCGCCGCCUACGCACCGGAUGUCGCGCCGUUCAUGUCCGACGAGGCGAUGGUAACGGCCUUGGGCAAUGCAAAGGAAUACACGCUGAAGCAGUACCUUGCAUUUGCUGACAAAUUGCAGGCAAAAGCAAAGGAACUGACCAUAGGAGAAGAAAGUUUCACACCGUCGGAUGUUGAGAGAGCACUAUGGAGCUCGGCAAUUGGGUCCAAGUCACCAGCCAGUGGUAACCCAAAGAGCGAAUCAAAAAUGCGUGGCAAGAGGAAACGAUGAUCCACACCGAGCUUCUCUACUAAGGCUAGAAGAAUUUACUGGCUGCAGGCCUUAGAUUUUUAGAUUGAACAUUGUAGUUUCUGUAACCUGCAGAAUGGGGUAUUGCUUUUGGCGCAGCAGAAUGUGAACUGUGUGCUCUCAAUGACCGAACACUACAUU
This is a messenger RNA of Panicum hallii, 816 nucleotides long. RefSeq lists its product as uncharacterized. NCBI's taxonomy places the organism in Eukaryota, Viridiplantae, Streptophyta, Magnoliopsida, Poales, Poaceae. The coding region runs from base 7 to 657 and encodes 216 amino acids. The record is from RefSeq and is a predicted model, not a curated record. The transcript is spliced from 4 exons.